AGUAAGCUUUGUCUGGGGAACCCGCCUCCCGAGUCCCCCUGCAGCCGGGCCGGGCGGCGAGGUCACAGUGUGUGUGAAGGUUGAGGAUGUCACCCCAGAGGAGAUGGAUGCCCCUGAAGCAUUAUGGGAAUCUCAGAGCACCCAACUGGAGCCGCCACAGCCCCAUCCCACAUGGGGAUCCCCAGAGGAGGCAGCACUGAGGAAGUGUGAGCUGCCAGGUGCCCCUGGAAAGGAGCCUCGAGCUGGAGAAGAAAUGGCAGGUGCUGGAAUCCUGAGCCAGGCUGAAGAGCAGCGUCGCUACGAAGGGCCUGAAACGGUGUGGCCCCCGAAUGUAUCACAGAGUGGCUCAGGAGAGAGCAUUACCCACAGACCUGAGCAGGGAGGAGCCUGCAAGAGGCAGAAGAAGAUCCCAGUGGGGAAGGAGCCAGGCCCCCCAAAGGACCAUGACAGCAGAUUCAGGAAACUAACCCAGCUCUUUGCACAGGGGAGACCUCAAACCACAGGGGAACUUCACCACGAGCAACACCAUAGAUGUCGAGACUGUGGGGAAAGCUUCAGGGAAAAGCAGGAGCUCACGGCUCACAGCAAGGUCCAUGAGAGAGAGAGACGCUAUCCCUGCACUGAAUGUGGGAAGCGAUUCAGCUGUCCAGCACAUCUCAAAACCCACCAGAGAAGCCACACACGCGAGAAGCCCUACUCAUGUGGAGAGUGUGGCAAACUCUUUGGCUAUCUCUACACGCUGACUACCCACCAGAGAACUCACACGGGGGAGGGCUUGUUCCCCUGUGACAAGUGCGGGAAAACCUUCACCAGCCCCUCGGACCUCAACAAGCACCAGCGCUCCCACACGGGUGAGCGGCCCUACCCCUGCGACGAGUGUGGGAAGCGCUUCAACCGGCUCUCCAACCUGAAGAUGCACCACAGGACUCACACGCAGGAGAGGCCCUACCCCUGCGCCGAAUGCGGGAGAUGCUUUGGCCACCUCUCCACGCUCGUGAGGCACCGGAGAGCCCACACAGGGCAGAGACCCUUCCCCUGUGCUGAGUGUAGCAAAACCUUCACCACCAGGACAGGGCUGAGCAAGCACCAGAGAAUCCACACAGGCGAGCGGCCCUACCCCUGUGGGGAGUGUGGAAAACGCUUUGGCUACCUCUGUGCUUUGACCACACACCAGCGGCUGCACAUGGGGGAGAGACCCUUCUCCUGUGCUGAAUGCGGGAAAACCUUCACCAGUCCCGCGGACCUGACCAAGCACCAGCGCUCCCACACCGGCGAGAGGCCCUACCCCUGUGCUGAGUGCGGAAAGCGUUUCAGCCAGCUCUCCAACCUGACGAUGCACCAGAGGACUCACACACAGGAGAAGCCCUAUCCCUGCGCUGAGUGUGGGAAGAGCUUCAAGUACCUGGCUUACCUUACCAUUCAUGAGCGCUCCCACACAGGGGAACGACCAUAUCCCUGUCCUGAAUGUGGAAAGAGUUUCAACAGACUGACUCAUCUCAAAACCCACCAGAGAACCCAUACGGGAGAGAAACCCUAUUUCUGUGCCGAAUGUGGGAAGAACUUCGGCCACCUCUCCACGCUCAUUACACACCAGAGGCUGCACACAGGGGAAAGACCCUACUCCUGUGAUGAGUGCGGGAAAACUUUCACGAACCCCUCAGACCUCAACAAGCACCAGCGCUCCCACACGGGCGAGCGGCCCUACCCCUGUGCUGAGUGUGGGAAGCGUUUCAGCCAGCUCUCCAACCUGACGAUGCACCAGAGGACUCACACACAGGAGAAGCCCUACCCCUGUGCCGAAUGUGGGAAGAGCUUCAAGUAUCUGGCUUACCUCGCCAUUCAUGAGCGCUCCCACACAGGGGAACGGCCCUUCCCCUGCACCGAGUGCGGGAAGAGCUUCAGUAACAAAUCCUCUUUGGCCCGCCACCUGAGAAUCCACUCCAGAGCCGCAGCCAUGGACAAGUCCUGUUUCAGCCGCGGUCACACGAGCCCCCCAGCCGGGCGGGGAUUGCAAAGCCCAUCGGUGAGCAGCCGGCCGAGCCCGGCGCUGGCAGCACCAGGCGCCGAGGGCCGGACCCCGGCCAAGAACCGCCCAGUUCCCCAGGGCCGAGCGGCGCAGCCGGGCUCCGCCCUCCCUGCUCGCAGCUCGGCUCAGACGCCAGCUCCGGCCGUGGGGCCGCCGGGAAGGCUGGGAAAAGGCCGAACCCCAAAACAGAGAGCGGUUGCAGAGCAGGUGGGCCAACAGCCCCUGCACCUCCAGGUCCAGGCUCGGCUGCAGCAGGUGGGGCCCACUAAAGCGAAAAUGGAAAAGCGAGAUCCUGUGGAACCAGGACCGGGGAAGGAAUCCGAGUGGGCUGCAAAAGAUCCCGUGGUGCCACCCCCCAUAACGGUAACUCCCCGAUGGUCACGGAUUAGACUACACCAGGUCAAGAGGGAGCCACAAGAAGGGAUGUCCCAGCGACGGCAGGUGCUGCAGGCCCAACAGACCUCUCCUGAAAUUGUAUCCGCUCCAGACCCUGCCUUGGGAAACCCUCAGCUGCCAGAGCUCGAGCCAGAGGAUGACAUUGAGGUCUAUCUGGCUUCCUUCGAGCGAGUGGCUGAAGCCUGCCACUGGCCCAGAAGAGAGUGGGUGACCCGACUCCUGCCAUCCCUCACUGGAAAAGCCCAACAGGCCAUUAGCAGCCUGGAUGCCCGAGAGGCCCGAGACUACGGGAAGGUGAAGGCAGCCAUCCUGCGAGGCUGCAACAUCAGCACGGAGAUGCAGCGCCUUCACUUCAGGCAGUUCCGCUACCAGGAGGCCAAAGGGCCUCGAGAGGUCUGCAGCCGCCUGCGGGAACUCUCCCAUCGAUGGCUGAAGCCGGAGAUCCGCACCAAGGAGCAGAUCAUGGAGCUGCUGAUCCUGGAGCAGUUCCUGACCAUCCUGCCUGAGGAAAUCCAGAGCUGGGUCUGGGUACGUCAUCCGGAAACCUGCGCCCAGGCUGUGUCCCUGGCAGAGGAUUUCCAGCUGGGACAGCGAGAGGCUGGAGUGUGGGAGCAGCAGGUCACAGUACGUGUGAAGGUCGAGGAAGUGACCCCAGAGGAGGUGGAGACCCCUGAAGCAUUAUGGGAAUCUCAGAGUUCCCAGCUGGAGCCACCACAGCCCCAUACCACGUGGGGAUCCCAGGAGGAGGUAGGACGGAGCAAGUACAAGUUGCCACGUGCCCCUGAAGAGGAGACGGAAGCUCUACAGGAAACUGCAGGUGGCAGGAUCCUGAGCAGAGCAGAGGAGCGGCCCAGUUUGGGAGAGCAAGAAAACUUGGAUCUGUCCCGAACAUCGCAAGGCGUAUCAGGAGAGAGUGUCACCUGCAGACUUGAGCAGGAAGAAGCCUGCAAGAGGCAGAAGAGAAACUCAGCUGGGAAUGAGCGAAUUCAGCCAAGGGUGUUCCCACAGCUCCUUGCACAAGGGACACCUGGGACCGUAAGAGACCUUACAAGCCAGGAGAGCAGCGUUCACAUGAUGGAGAAACCCCACAGAUGUCGAGACUGUGGGGAAAGGUUCUGGGAGAAGCAGGACCUCAUGGUCCAUGGAAGAGUCCAUGAGAAGGACAGACCCUAUCCCUGUCCUGAAUGUGGGAAGAGCUUCAACAGAUUGACCCAUCUCCGAACGCACCAGAGAACCCACACGGGAGUGAAACCUUACUCCUGUGGGGAGUGUGGGAAAAGCUUUGGCCACCUUUCCACACUGACCACGCACCAGAGACUGCACACAGGGGAGAGACCCUACUCCUGUGCUGAGUGCGGGAAAACCUUCACCAACCCCUCGGACCUCAACAAGCACCAGCGCUCCCACACAGGUGAGCGACCCUACCCCUGCGCCGAAUGUGGGAAGCGCUUCAGCCAGCAAUCCAAUCUGACAAUGCACCAAAGAAGCCACACUGAGGACAGACCGUACCCUUGCACCGAGUGCGGGAAGAGCUUCAAGUACCUUGCUGAUCUCACCGUGCAUGAGCGCUCCCACACGGGCGAGAGGCCCUUCCCCUGCCCUGAGUGCGGGAAAAGCUUCAGUAACAAAUCCUCUCUGGCUCGUCACCAGAGAAUCCAUGCUAGAGCUGCAGCCAGAAACAAGUGAGACCUGCUGGCCAAGAGCACCACUCCAGCUGUGUGUGUAUAAUAUCGUGAAGUAGAGGAAUGGAAACAGUUAGUGAAGGAACUUGGAGAAAUCAGCCCCCUUCUCCCAGUACCAAUUCCAUCCCUCCCUCACAGACCCCAUGAGGUGGAUUAAGAACCAUGAGAACAGAGGGUGGCUUCACCUUAUGCUCUGAGGAGUCCCAGCCCCUUAAACCUCUGAGCAGGGACUGCUCCCUUACCUACUCUACUUAGCAACUGAGCAGCCUGUCUCUCAUGUCCACAUGAACAUCAGUUAAUCUGCUCUGGUUUUCCUGUAGCUUCUCUAAGGGCUGGGCUGGGCUGGGCUGGGGCCUAUUACAGGCUCUGUAUUUCUGCUUCUUUUGGGAUGGGUGUUUGCAAUACCUAGGGACUUGCCUAGGCUGUGAGCAGGUCACUCAAGAUAGGGAAGGGAUUUCUCCCAGGGGUUGGGAGGCCCAAGAUCUCUCAGCUUCAUGAGGAAAAAGAACCAAAGAAUUCCUCAAGGGCUGCUGCUUAUGUCAAACUCACGAGGUGACAUCAGACCCAGCACUGCUGGGAACUGUGGAUCCAGAGGGAGGUGUUUGGCCACAUCUGUGUCAACCAGCUUUGCCGCUGUGGCCUGCACAACCACCCUCUUCACACUCCAGACUUUCCAAGCCGUCCAGUGUCCCUCUGUAACUAUGCCCAAAGUCUGCCGCAUCAUCCCAUCUCUGAGAGGAGCUUCCUGCUAUUUCUUGUCCCAAACUAAGGAUUUUUGUUUGCUAUGUAAUUAAUCGUGUGUGUUUAUUCAUUGCCUCAUUAGUUUGCUACUCCUGUCCUGCUCGCUGCCACGUUAACUCUUUAUUUACUGCUCUGUCUCUGCAAUGUGCUUUUUUUUUUUUUUUUGUCCACACUGUGUGACUGUUCAGCUGCCCAUCAGUACAACUGUCGCUUUAGCUGUUUCUUCUGAGAGUUUGAGCAUGUAGCCUUGAUCCUGCAAUGAGCUCUCCACAAGCAAGAUCAGGGCCUUAAUUUUUAUUGACUGACCUACCUCGGCUGCUGCUUUUCUGAAUUGCUGGUAUUUUUUAGUUGAAGCGUGUGAACAGUCAUUGUAAUUAAGUGAAUAGUGUUCAUUAUUGGUUAUUGCUCUACAUACUUAAUUCUUAGUAGUCACGUGACAUGGUCUAACUACAUUAUGUCCCUUAAUUAGCUAUCCUGUGUCAUUUGCCCUUUUGUCAUUUUUGUUUCUUGUUAGCUGCAGUCCUGAUUUCCCAAUCACUAUAAUGAGGGGUUUAUCAGACCUCUGGGGGGGUUCAGUUUGUUGUAAGGGAGAGAGGCAGAAAUUGGGACGACUGGGGAGGGGAGAACUCAGACACUUAUAGGGGAGACUGAGCUGUGCAGUGGGACACUGGGCAACAUGAGGAUCAGGGGUGCAGCCUGAUCUGGAUCCUAUGUGCUGAACUGGGUCACCCUAUUGCAAACAAGAUAUUGCAGAACUAGAGGAGGUUCAGAGAACAAUGAAGGGAAUAAUCAAGGCCUGGAAGAACUCUCCUAUGAAGAGAGAUGGAUAAGAUGAGGGUUGUUUUCCCUUAGCAAGGAGAUGAAUAAGAGUGGGCAAGAUAAUAGCAUAUAAAAUAACAGGAAUAAAGACGAUAGAUCAGGA
This is a messenger RNA of Gopherus evgoodei (Goodes thornscrub tortoise), 5767 nucleotides long. Its product is annotated as zinc finger protein 629-like. Lineage: Eukaryota; Metazoa; Chordata; Testudines; Testudinidae. Gene Ontology annotation, cellular component: nucleus. The transcript has 8 exons. The coding region runs from base 104 to 4108 and encodes 1334 amino acids. Gene Ontology annotation, biological process: regulation of transcription by RNA polymerase II. Gene Ontology annotation, molecular function: RNA polymerase II cis-regulatory region sequence-specific DNA binding; DNA-binding transcription factor activity, RNA polymerase II-specific. The record is from RefSeq and is a predicted model, not a curated record.